UUUGGUCAAACCCACGAUUUCUUUAGAACACAAAGAGAUUCAGAAGUAAAACAACAAGAACUCAUCUCCGAUGAUCCUAUUCAUGUAAUAAUUGAACCCAACAGAAACAAAGAAAGUUCUCUAUGAGAUCGAAGUUUCUGGUGUUGUUUCUUUGUCUCUAUCUACUCCUUGUCUCUGUUUCUUGUGCCUCUUUCACAGAGUUUGUCUAUCCAAAUUUCACCGCUUCUAACCUCAGAUUCAUCGACAGCUCCAAUGGAGCUUUCCUCUUCUCCCGUAAUUCAAUCUUCAAAGCCGGUUUGUUCAGUCCCGGCGGCGAUUCCUCUACCCAUUUCUACUUCUCAAUCAUCCACGUCGAUUCCGAUUCCACAAUCUGGUCUUCAAAUAGCGAUUCUCCUGUUUCAAGCUCAGGGAAAAUGAAUCUUUCCCCUCUAGGACUCUCCGUUAUCGAAGAUGGUAAAGGUCAAAUACCCGUUUGGUCAACGCCGGUUUUAGCCUCUCCGGUUUACUCUCUUCGGUUAACCGACGCCGGAAAUCUGCUUUUGCUCGAUCGAUUCAACGCUUCUAUAUGGGAAAGCUUCAGAUUUCCCACCGACACGAUCGUUCUUGGACAAAAACUCCCGCUCGGGAUGUCCUUGUCGGGAUCCACCUCACUGUACAAUUUCUCGACGGGAGAUUAUAAAUUUGUUGUUGUUGAAUCCGGCGGUUUUAUGAUGUGGAAGGGACAUAAUUAUUGGAAGCUAAGGAUGCAUACACGAGCUAACGUCGAUUCCAAUUUUCCCGUUGAGUUUCUAACGGUCACUACUUCUGGUUUGGCUCUUAUGGGUCAGAACGGGACGACGGUGAUAAUCCGCGUGGCGUUACCACCGUCGUCUGAUUUUCGUUUAGCAAAAAUGGAUUCCUCUGGGAAAUUCAUCAUUAGAAGAUUCUCCGGUAAGAAAAUGGUGACUGAAUUCUCUGGUCCGACGGAUCUAUGUCAGAUUCCGUUCGUGUGCGGUACGCUCGGGAUUUGUCAUCUUGAUAAUGAUUCAGAAAACAAGAGUUGUUCAUGUCCGGAUGAGAUGCAAUUGGAUGCGGGGAAGAAGACAUGCGUUCCUGUUAGCCAAUCAUUGAGUUUACCUGUUUCUUGUGAAGAAAGUAAAUUUUCGUACUUGGAACUCGAGCUCGGUGUGUCUUACUUCGCUACUCAUUUCACAGAUCCUGUGGAACACGGUUUCGAGUUAUCGGCUUGUCAUGAUCUUUGCAGUAAGAAUUGCUCAUGCGUCGGUGUUUUCUACGAGAACACGUCUCGGUCUUGUUAUUUGGUAAAGGACUCGUUUGGUUCUUUGUCUCUAGUCAAGAACUCACCAGAUAAUCACGACCUUAUCGGAUACGUCAAGUUGUCUUUCAACAAAAAUUCGAUUGCUCAAUCUCCUGGAAACAAAAACAGAGGAUCUAAUUUUCCUUUGAUAGCACUUGUGCUCUUACCUUGCUCUGGCUUCUUCCUUCUGAUCGCAUUGGGGUUUCUCUGGUGGCGAAGAUGCGCCGUAAUGAGAUACAGCAGCAUACGUGAGAAGCAAGUAACUAGACCUGGUUCUUUCGGAUCAGGAGAUCUAGGAUCUUUCCAUAUCCCGGGUUUACCUCAGAAAUUCGAAUUUGAAGAGCUCGAACAAGCAACCGAUAAUUUCAAGAUGCAAAUAGGAUCAGGAGGAUUUGGUGCAGUCUACAAAGGAACUCUCCCAGACGAAACACUUGUUGCCGUCAAGAAAAUCACAAACCAUGGACUUCACGGUAGACAAGAGUUUUGCACGGAAAUCGCAGUAAUUGGAAAUAUCCGACACACAAAUCUAGUGAAACUUCGAGGCUUCUGCGCUCGUGGGAGGCAAUUACUCUUAGUCUAUGAGUACAUGAACCAUGGAUCGUUAGAAAAGACUUUGUUCGGAGCCAACGGUCCGGUUCUUGAGUGGCAAGAAAGGUUCGAUAUAGCUCUCGGGACGGCUCGUGGGCUCGCGUAUCUCCACAGUGGCUGCGACCAAAAGAUUAUACAUUGUGACGUGAAACCCGAAAACAUCUUAUUGCACGAUCAUUUCCAGCCGAAGUUAUCUGAUUUCGGGUUAUCAAAGCUUUUGAGCCAAGAAGAGUCAAGUUUGUUCACCACUAUGAGAGGUACUCGAGGCUAUUUAGCUCCCGAGUGGAUAACAAACACUGCUAUCUCUGAGAAAGCUGAUGUGUAUAGCUAUGGAAUGGUGUUGUUAGAGCUAGUGAGUGGUAGGAAAAACUGUUCGUUCCGGUCUCGGAGCAAUAGUGUGACGGAGGAGAAUCAUCAACAGUGCUCGUCGACAACGACUUCGAGUUCUGGCUUGGUGUAUUUCCCGUUGUACGCUUUGGAUAUGCAUGAACAAGGGAGGUAUAUGGAAUUGGCGGAUCCAAGGCUAGAGGGUCGGGUGACGAGCCAAGAAAUUGGGAAGUUGGUUCGGAUAGCUUUAUGUUGUGUUCACGAGGAGCCGGCUCUGAGGCCAACGAUGGCAGCGGUUGUCGGGAUGUUCGAAGGGACCAUACCGUUGGGGAAUCCGAGGAUGGAAUCACUGAAUUUUUUGAGGUUUUAUGGGCUGAGAUUCGCUGAGUCUUCUAUGGUUGAAGGUCAAAAUGGGGAGAGUGAAAAUAUGGUUUUUCACCGGCGAGAAAGCUCUAAUAGUGGUGGCUCUAGGCUCUCUUCUUCAUACGUGGCGUCUCAGGAAGUGUCGGGUCCACGGUGAGCAAAUAGCUGAGGAUUGUGAAAAUUGAAUCAAUAUAUAUUUUUUUUAAUUUGUUUUUGGUUUAUGCUUUGUUAAUAGCCCUUGUUGACAUAUAUGAUCAUUGUUGGAUAAUGUUGCAUAGCAAUUACAAACAAAAGUGAUUCUACAGGAAAAUCGCAUAAAAAAUCUUUUAAGUAAUUUUCAGUGAGAUUUUAA
Eutrema salsugineum is the source of this 2927-nucleotide messenger RNA. RefSeq names its product G-type lectin S-receptor-like serine/threonine-protein kinase At5g35370. Gene Ontology annotation, biological process: protein phosphorylation. Gene Ontology annotation, molecular function: protein serine/threonine kinase activity; ATP binding. The transcript has a single exon. Bases 123 to 2732 code for a protein of 869 amino acids. The record is from RefSeq and is a predicted model, not a curated record. NCBI's taxonomy places the organism in Eukaryota, Viridiplantae, Streptophyta, Magnoliopsida, Brassicales, Brassicaceae.